This is a messenger RNA of Salvelinus namaycush (lake trout), 1982 nucleotides long. It is a transcript of the gene pebp1, whose product is annotated as phosphatidylethanolamine binding protein 1. Gene Ontology annotation, biological process: negative regulation of MAPK cascade. The record is from RefSeq and is a predicted model, not a curated record. Lineage: Eukaryota; Metazoa; Chordata; Actinopteri; Salmoniformes; Salmonidae. Bases 70 to 633 code for a protein of 187 amino acids. The transcript is spliced from 4 exons.
GCCCCCUUGUGUUUUUGUGCAGUAUAAGUCAAAGCAGCUCCUGUUUUCAGCUCUCCGGAAUCAGUCAAAAUGCCGGUAGAUUUAAGCCUGUGGACAGGGGAUCUUGCACUAACAGAGGUGGAUGAGAAGCCUGCACAGACCCUCCAUGUCAAGUAUGGCUCUCUUGAAAUCGACGAGUUGGGCAAAGUGCUCACGCCAACACAGGUGCAGAGCAGUCCCACCUCUAUAGAGUGGGAGGGGUGUGACUCCACUAAGCUGUACACCCUGGCCAUGACCGACCCCGACGCACCCAGCAGGAAAGACCCCAAAUUCGGGGAGUGGCAUCACUUUCUGGUGGUGAACAUGAAGGGAAACGAUGUAUCCAGUGGAUGUGUUAUGUCCGACUACGUUGGGUCCGGCCCUCCAAAAGGCACUGGUCUCCACAGGUAUGUGUGGCUGGUCUAUGAGCAGUCAGGAAACCUCUCCUGUACGGAGCCCGUCCUCACCAACUGCUGUGGAGACAACCGUGGCAAGUUCAAGAUCCAAGCCUUCCGCCAGAAAUACGGACUGGGAGUUCCCGUGGCUGGAACCUGCUAUCAGGCAGAAUGGGAUAAUUAUGUCCCUAAACUCUAUGAGCAACUGGCUGGAAAAUAAACAAAGGAGUAUUCAGAAAUUAACAUUAUGUAGAUAAGAUAUCAUUGUGGUUCCUGCAGUUGCCUGCCACACUGAAUUAUUUUACAAUUGUAUUGUGAGCAAUGCCCAUGCUGACUCAUUUAAAAAGUAAUCUCUCUAUCCCCAUGAUCAGUCAAACGAAACAGCUAAUCUGGUUUGGUUUAUAUUCUGUAGUCGUUGACCGUUCUCCAACACUGUUUGAAUGAGUUACUCUCGGUUGCAUCAGUUAUUUUUGUAGACACUGGCAUGGUGCUGGAGUACUCCUUUAACACAACCUGGCCCUGCGUGGACCUUGAAUGUGGCCAAGAUGUCAUUAAUAGGGAGCAUCAGCACACUCAAAUCCAUGACUACCUAUAUUCAGUUGCCUAAACUUGCUGUUAAAAAUCCAAUGACAGAUGUUGUGAUGAGCACUUUAUUUACAAAUAUAAUUAAAAGCUCUGACAGAUUCAUGCUUUCUCUUAACCCUGGAAAACAAAAUGAAAAAGCAUGCAAUGAUAAAGCAUUUAUUUACUGAUCUGGUUUAUAAGAAAAUACUCCGCAGCUUUUAAAGCAAAAAGAAUGACAAGAGAAAGAAACAUUGAGGAGUAUGAGAGAAAUCAUCCAUUAAAAAAGAAAUAUUUGAAUAACAAUUAAAAUACGAAAAUAAGUAAAAGCUCUACAUAAAUUGUUCUAUAUACAUGUCCCUCCCCCUGCGACAAAGCCCUUUGUGCUACCUGGGAGUAGGGAUUCACAUGGUCGCCGUCUCAAAUCACACCCCUAUUCCCUAUAUAGUGCACUAACCAUUGCCCUAUAAGUACUGCACUACAUAGGGAAUAGGGUGCAAUUCCAGACGUAACCAUGUAAUAUUCACAUUACAUGCCAGUGCAAUAAAGUGGAGUACCAGGGUGCAUUGCCCCUCCCAAGUCAAGUUAAUAAUCAAAUUGAUUCGCGUACCAAUAUGUACAUUAUGACUUAACAUUUUUACAUAAAAAUGUCCUGAUGAAUAUAAAUCUAAAAAAAGAGUUGAAGGAACUGGAAGCAGCGCCAAGAAGAUGACAAGGCUGCAGAAGGAUCAGUUUGUUUUUGGGCUUGAAGUUUUUGCACAGCUUUAACCAAUUAUUAACCUCUAAUGUGUGAUCAAUGAGCAACACAACAUUAUUCACUUGUAUCUUCAUGCUCGUUCUGUCUUAUUCUCCCUCUCUGGUUUCUGCUUAGUCACACUACAAGUGCCAUCACUGCACAAGAAACAGAAACACUGACAUUGUAUUGUUAUUCUUUAAAAGAAAGAAAGCCUAGGAAGUUAUCCAGCAUUUUUUUUGUCAUCUUGUAACAAAUUUACUGACUUGCCUAGU